AUGGUAAUGUUGAAGGUGGUGGGACAGCAAGCCUGUUUCCUUCCAAAAAUCUUUGUGAUUAGUGAUGAUGACCAGGAGGAGGAAACAAUAGGAGUGUGGUGCAAACUGUUUCGUCACCAGACCUCCAAGUCGCCCCCAGAGUGGAAGGAACGGGACACGGGGGGCAUUAAGAUUCUGAGGAACAAGCAGAAGAAGGCUGCCAGACAGCUCAGUGGCAGAGCUGCAGGUGGCCUUUGUCAGCUUCCUGGUGUCACAAUUGGUGGGACAGCUGGGAGCAGUGGAGGUGCCUGGUGGGGCAGCUGUGCCGGGCAGAGGAGGUGCUGCUGGGGGAGCCACAGUUGUAUGCUAAGCUUCUCUCAGUCCUACACUAUCAGAUCCCUCAAGACCUCUUUGUCGACACUGUACAGUCCCACGACCUCCUUGCCUCUACACUUACUGCUGUCUUCGCCAACACUGAGGACAAUGCCGCCUGCCUGCCACCUCCCUUGGUCCUCAAGGCUUGUCGCUUCAAGGACCAGCCACCUCCUUGCCAAGUUUGACGCUUGGGGACAAGGGGAGUAUGCGCCAGUGGUGGUUGAUGUGGCUUUAGGCUGUACAGGUGUCCAGCAGCCUGCAGUAUGUACACAUACACACAUACACACACAGGCGGACAUCUUUGGAGGAAGAAAGUGCUGUGUGCUGUAAAAAUUUACAAGACAAGAAGAAAAUAGACACAAGAUUUUUAAUUAUUUUUCUCUCCUUUCUAACAAAAAGAUAUUCAAGUUUAGGUGAAUAUGUUAUCAAAAUGUUUAUCUCUAUACAAAGUUCAGUGUUGUAAUAAUAAGUAAUAAUAAAGUAACACUAAAGAAAAAUAUUAACAAUAAAAGAUGAUAAUAAUAACAAUAAA
This is a messenger RNA of Scylla paramamosain (green mud crab), 886 nucleotides long. RefSeq lists its product as uncharacterized. The transcript has 6 exons. Lineage: Eukaryota; Metazoa; Arthropoda; Malacostraca; Decapoda; Portunidae. Bases 1 to 684 code for a protein of 227 amino acids. The record is from RefSeq and is a predicted model, not a curated record. Gene Ontology annotation, biological process: intracellular transport.